UAGGUCUGGUGAUGGAACCAACCAAAGUCUUCCAGCCUUCGUAUGUCUCUAUAAACAGUGAAGCCUGAGGAGAGGACAGUUUCUCUGUGGCACGUCUCACCCAUGGAAAUGAAACAAAUUCAUGAAUGGAAUUUUACAGCCUCUUCCAUUAGAGGAAUAAGCAUAUCCAAGUUUGAUGAACGGUGUUGUUUUCUUUACGUCCAUGAUAAUUCUGAUGACUUUCAAAUCUACUUUUCCACUGAAGACCAGUGCAGUAGGUUUUGCUCUUUGGUCAAAGAGAUGACAACCAAUGGAGUGGGCAGUACAGUGGAGCUGGAGGGAGAGACCGAUGGGGAUACCUUAGAGUACGAGUAUGACCACGAUGCGAAUGGUGAGAGAGUGGUGCUGGGGAAGGGCACAUAUGGGAUCGUGUAUGCCGGCAGAGAUCUGAGCGAUCAAGUGCGAAUAGCCAUCAAAGAAAUUCCAGAGAGAGACAGCAGUUACUCUCAGCCUCUGCAUGAGGAGAUCGCCCUGCACAAGAACCUCAAGCACCGCAAUAUUGUUCAGUAGCUGGGCUCUGUUUCCGAGGGCGGCUACAUUAAGAUAUUUAUGGAGCAGGUGCCUGGGGGAAGCCUUUCGGCUCUUUUGCGAUCAAAAUGGGGGCUGAUGAAGGAGCCCACCAUCAAGUUCUACACCAAGCAAACCCUGGAAGGCCUCAAGUAUCUCCGCGAAAGCCAGAUUGUGCACAGAGACGUAAAGGGUGAUAACGUUCUGGUGAAUACCUAUAGCGGAGUGGUGAAAAUCUCCGAUUUCGGCACCUCUAAACGUCUUGCAGGAGUGAAUCCAUGUACAGAAACUUUUGCCGGCACUCUGCAGUACAUGGCGCAGAUUAUUGAUCGAGGACCUCGUGGGUAUGGUGCCCCGGCUGAUAUCUGGGCCCUGGGCUGCACCGUCAUUGAGAUGGCCACCAGCAGGCCUCCGUUCCAUGAGCUCGGUGAACCGCAGGCAGCCAUGUUCAAAGUGGGCGUGUUUAAGAUUCACCCUGAGAUUCCAGAAACCCUUUCAGCGGAAGCUAGAGCCUUCGUUUUAUCCUGUUUUGAGCCUGACCCCCACAAACGUGUCACCGCUGCUGGACUGCUCCAAGAGGGUUUCUUAAGGCAGGUGAACAAGGGCCAGAAGAACCGAAUUGCUUUUAAGCCGGCAGAGGGUCCCAGGGGCGCCACGCUGCCCCUGCCCCUGGCGGGAGAGCUGAUGGGCGGCAGCAGCAGCAGUGAGCAUGGCUCGGUCUCCCCACACUCCGAUGCCCAGCCCGACGUGUUCUUCCAGAAGUCCCAGACGCCCACGCAUCGGCUCAGCCACCUGCUCAGUGUUCCUGAUGAGAGCUCGGCCUCAGAGGACCGGAGCGCAGCCUCGUCCCUGGAGGACAGCGACCUGGGCCUCUUCCUGCUGCGCAAGGACAGCGAGCGCCGUGCCAUCCUCUACAGAAUCCUCUGGGAGGAGCAGAACCAGGUGGCUUCCAACCUGCAGGAGUGCGUGGCCCAGAGUUCGGAAGAGUUGCAUCUCUCAGUCGGCCACAUCAAGCAAAUAAUUGCGAUCCUGAGAGACUUCAUCCGCUGCCCGGACCACAGGGUGAUGGCAUCCACGAUAUCAAAACUAAAGGUGGACCUGGACUUUGACAGCUCGUCCAUCAGUCAGAUUCAUCUGGUACUCUUUGGAUUUCAGGAUGCUGUAAAUAAAAUUUUGAGGAACCACUUAAUUAGGCCCCACUGGAUGUUUGCGAUGGACAACAUCAUCCGUCGAGCGGUGCAGGCUGCAGUCACCAUCCUCAUCCCAGAGCUCCGAGCCCACUUUGAGGCUGGCUCAGGGACCAAAGGGGUGGAUAAGGACACGGAUGAGGCAGAAGAGGACUAUGCCCCGGCAGACCCACGCGGGAGCGAGGCGCAGGUGGCGUGUGGGUGGAGCAGGCCCGUUUCAGCAGUUGCCCAGGAGGCCCAGCCCCAGCAGCCCCAGCAGCUCCACCAGCAGCAUCUGAGCCUCCAGCUGAGCAAGCUCAGGCAGGAGACCAACAGACUUUUGGAACACCUAGUUCAAAAAGAGAGAGAGUACCAGAAUCUUCUACGGCAAACCCUAGAACAGAAAACUCAAGAAUUGUAUCACCUGUAGUUACAAUUCAAAUCUAAUGAGAUUACAGAGAACUCAGCCUCCCCUCCUCGGUCUUAUGGGCAGAGAACAGAAGAAGAGCUUGUCGACUGGUUGCAACUGCAAGGAGCGGAUACGAAAACAAUUGAAAAGAUUCUUGAAGAAGGUUUUACACUUUCUGAUAUUCUUAUUUAUAUCACUAAGGAAGACCUAAGGUACCUUAGACUACGUGGUGGUCUCCUCUGCAGGCUCUGGACUGCAGUCUCCCAGUACAGAAGACAGGCUCGGGGGGCCCCGGCAACCCAAGAUGAGGCUUAAUCAAUCAGCUAAGCCAGGGGACACAGGGAGCAAAGAGCGGACAACAUACACACGAAUUCUGCUGCACUUACGCAAGGAAAACACCGCUUGUUCAAUGAACAAUUUAAGAACUUGAAGUUUUAAAGAAUGAUGGAAAAAAUUUUAACCUUUUAUUUAUCAACAUGUUUUCAAGGUGAGUAGAACUUGUAUGUAUUGUGAAAACAGUGAUUGUAAAACCUGGUCUUGACAUCCCAGAGUAUUAGGGAAUCCUUAAAAAUGAAUUUUAAUUUACUUCAAUGGAACAAUAUCUGCUGGAAAGGUGAAACAACAGGUGUUUAAAAUAACAAAAAGGCUGGGAAUCACUGUUUUAGAUCACACAUUCCAUACAUUACUAUUAACUGGAAUUGCACUUAAAAUU
This is a messenger RNA of Aethalodelphis obliquidens (Pacific white-sided dolphin), 2833 nucleotides long. RefSeq names its product mitogen-activated protein kinase kinase kinase 15 (gene MAP3K15). Lineage: Eukaryota; Metazoa; Chordata; Mammalia; Artiodactyla; Delphinidae. Gene Ontology annotation, biological process: protein phosphorylation; cellular response to stress; MAPK cascade. The record is from RefSeq and is a predicted model, not a curated record. Gene Ontology annotation, molecular function: MAP kinase kinase kinase activity; ATP binding.